Messenger RNA from Juglans microcarpa x Juglans regia, 1091 nucleotides. Its product is annotated as calcium-binding protein CBP-like. The coding region runs from base 1 to 888 and encodes 295 amino acids. The record is from RefSeq and is a predicted model, not a curated record. Gene Ontology annotation, molecular function: calcium ion binding. Lineage: Eukaryota; Viridiplantae; Streptophyta; Magnoliopsida; Fagales; Juglandaceae. The transcript is spliced from 5 exons.
AUGUCGGGACACCCAAACCAUCCUCCCAGCUACGGCUACGGUGCGCCGCCUGGAAACCAACCCCAUGGCUCCUCCCCCUACGAGACACCCCCACCACAGGGCUACGCCACCCCCUAUGGCGCGCCGCCUGGAAGCCAACCCUAUGGCUCCUCCCCCUACGGGGCACCUCCACCGCAACACCAACCACAGCCACACAGCCAGUCCCCCUACGCCCCCGUGGCCCAACCCUACGGCGCCGCCCCCCAGGCCUCGCCCUACGACCACAAGCCCCCCAAGGAACAAGCUUCCUCCGCCGCCUCUGGAUAUCCCCCAUCGGUGCCGAACUAUUCCAGCCCGUUCGCGUCACUGGUGCCCUCCAACUUCCCGCCCGGCACCGAUCCCAACGUAGUCGCUUGCUUCGGGAUUGCUGACCAAGAUGGCAGCGGGAUUAUCGACGAUAAGGAGUUGCAGAGGGCGCUGUCUUCUUACAAUCAGAGCUUCAGCUUGAGGACCGUCCAUCUUCUCAUGUACCUCUUCACCAAUUCCAACGCCAGGAAAAUCGGACCUAAGGAGUUCACUGCAGUGUUUUACAGUCUUCAGAGUUGGAGGGACAUUUUUGAGAGAUUUGAUAGGGACAGGAGUGGCAAGAUUGAUUCUAAUGAGUUGCGAGAGGCACUUCAGAGUCUGGGAUUUGCUGUCUCGCCGCUGGUUUUAGAUCUUCUUGUGUCUAAGUUCGAUAAAACUGGAGGCAAAAGCAAGGCCAUUGAAUAUGAUAAUUUCAUCGAGUGCUGUCUGACAGUUAAGGGACUAACUGAGAAAUUCAAGGAGAAAGACAAAGCAUACUCUGGUUCAGCAAGUUUCACUUAUGAGGCCUUCAUGCUGACUGUUCUGCCCUUCCUGAUUGCAUAGGAUGUUAAUGGUUUUUGGAUUGGUUUGAUGUAAUGACCCGGGUCUUUCGUGUGUUUCACUGCAACUGAUAUUUGCUUUAAAUUUCCAGCUUUAGUAAAAGCUCUAUAUCUUUCUGUACAUUGGUAAAAGUCUUGUAAUAAGAGUUGUUAUGACUGUAAUUUGCUGACAGAUUUCUCAUUGCAUAGCUCUUUCCCAUUCUGCUA